Anolis carolinensis (green anole) is the source of this 1403-nucleotide messenger RNA. It is a transcript of the gene btg4, whose product is annotated as BTG anti-proliferation factor 4. Gene Ontology annotation, biological process: negative regulation of cell population proliferation; negative regulation of mitotic cell cycle. The record is from RefSeq and is a predicted model, not a curated record. Gene Ontology annotation, cellular component: cytoplasm; nucleus. The transcript has 5 exons. The coding region runs from base 369 to 1061 and encodes 230 amino acids. NCBI's taxonomy places the organism in Eukaryota, Metazoa, Chordata, Lepidosauria, Squamata, Anolidae.
UCUCCCAGCAUCCCUUACUAUUGGCUCUGCUGGGAGAUGCAGUCCACAAUUUGCAUCCAGCUCUAUGGGGCACACCUGGUGACCCAACCCAACUCAUCCCACCUUCAUGUAUAUAAACCUGGAGUAGCUCUCCAUCCAAUGAAGCAUUGUUUUGUUGGGGAAGGAAAGGCUAGAAGCAACAAGCAAUGUGCAGAUGCCGCCAAAGCAACUUCCAGCUUUGAUAGAGAUAUUUUACUGCCUUUGGAUUUUGUAAAAUAAGAGUUUUUAACUGUUUCUUUCCAGGUGCCUCCAGGUUACAGCAGCCGUUUCCCUUCCAGUGGCAUCACCGUACCGUAGACUUUUUUAGCAUCAGCACUUAAAGGAAAACGAUGAAAGACGAAAUUGCUGUCACCGUGUUUUUUAUCAUGCGCCUGGUGAAGAGGCACAACAAGCUGAGCAGGCAGCAGGUGGAGGUCUUUGCGUCCAAGCUGAUGACGGUCCUGGUUGAGAAGUACAAGAACCAUUGGUAUCCUGACAACCCGUCAAAAGGACAAGCCUAUCGGUGCAUCCGGAUCAACAGAUUCUCGCCAACAGAUCCCUUACUGGUUCAGGCCUGUGCAGAGAGCUAUAUAGAUUUCAACAGCCUUGGCCUUCCAAAGGAGAUGACCAUCUGGGUCGACCCGUUCAAUGUAUCCUGCAGAUAUGGCGAGAACAACCCGCCGUUCACAGUAGCUCAGUUUGAAGCGAACGAAGAGGGUCACACCAUCUCUCAGCGCAUCCGGCAGGCGGUGGACAAGGCCUCUGACUCCGGAUCGAACCCCUCUUCCGACGAGGAAGGCUCCAUCUCGGAGCCCAAGAGCAUCCCGACUGUUAGUAACCCCAACAGCGUCUACCAGUGCGGCGAACCCUUCCAAGCCUGGUCCCAAUACGCUCGCCGGAAAGCCCAGGCCCCUGACGGCGUCCUCCAGAAUCCUGCCGGCUCUUACUACUUUCAGUACAAGGCUUACAGGGCUUGCCGGCCGCUGGGCCCUUUCGCUGGCCCACGCGUGGACCGGUACCACUGGGUUAAUGGCAACCGGUAACGCCGGGACUGUGUCUUCCCCACUUCUUAGUGCCGCACGGAGUGAAGCCGUCUCCGCACCACCGACCCCACGGAGGCCGGGAAACCCCCCGAAGAGGAGCCCCUUCCGGCACUUCACUCCUGCGGACACGGACCUCGCUUCUUCUGUCCGCCGUUCCCCUUUUAUAUCCGUCUUUCCUUUUGUCUUUGUGGCCUUUUAAAAAUAUCCACUUGGCGAGGACACAUUUUUAAAGAAAGGAUGUUUUAAAUGUGUGUUUACGACGAAAAUUAAAGAUUGCACUUCACUAUGGAGAACGUAAAAAGGAAACCGAAUGACUAAUAAAAUGUGAGUUUUUAAAAACAA